This is a messenger RNA of Linum tenue, 1531 nucleotides long. The record is from the annotation of a GenBank genome assembly. NCBI's taxonomy places the organism in Eukaryota, Viridiplantae, Streptophyta, Magnoliopsida, Malpighiales, Linaceae.
AAGUUCACGUCCGGUCCGAUUGCUUGCUGCUGAUCCGCCCGUCUAUUCUUCUUAACCAAUUUGGGCCGGGGCCUGACGGGCUUCAAAAACUGGGCCUGCAACCUCACCGUCUCCCUCAACAGCCCAAUCAGCCUCCCGUCAAUCUCCGCCCCUCCUCCUUCCUCCUCCGCCGCUCCCACCCACCGCGCCACCGCCUCCCGGGUACUCACGCAGCCGCCGCGGGGCUCCUUCCUCAACACCAGCUCCGACUCGUAAAUGUUCUCCUUCUUCCCUUCCCUUUGAAACGAAACGGCGUCAAAAGUAGCCUCCCGAGGCGCCAAACGCAAUGUCGUUUCAGCGGACAACGCAGAUAAACAGCGUCGUUUCGCGGUGAAAGCCAAAGAAUCAAAAGGGUCGUACUUGUGUAUAUGUAAAUUGUCGAGCGCGGCAGGAAAAGGGGGGAAAAGCGAGUCGAUCGUCUGGUAGAGGAAAGAAAGCGUGAAAACUUCGACAAUGGCGACUGAAAGUUCGGAAGCGACGAGUAGCAGCGAGGCCAUCUCAGAGUUCAUCCACACGCCGUUCUACUGUGAGGAGAACAUAUAUUUUCUGUGCAAGAAACUCUGCGAAAAUGGGAAGGCAAAUGCUGAUGGGUCUGAUCUUUUUGUUGUGUUCAUCUCCAAUGAAAAGAAGGCGGUAGGGUUCUUAAGCAAUGUCUUCACGAAAUUCGUUUUACUGAUUUGGGACAAUGGCCAUCUUGCUGCAUCUUUCAAAAAGUGCCAUUCGAUGUAUGUGCAGAGGAAACGAGAUGGUGAUGAUGAUGAAACUUCUUCAACUUUGGUAUGGGAUAUGGAUUCCUCUCUUCCGUUUCCUUCACCUCUCGAUUCCUAUCUGUCCGAAACAACGAGGCCAUCCUUUGAGCUCUUCUCUGACUUUCAGAGGUUUUAUCGUGUCGUGCAUGCUCCAGUAUUUCUCCGUGGAUUUGCUUCUGACAGAAGUCAUAUGAAAGACUCUGCGGGUAACUGGAAUGCUCAACCUCCUGCGUAUGAACCCGUUGUUGCAGAAGAUGGAACUGUUAAUAACCUGAAAGAGUACAUGGAUAUUCAUGCACCAACCGAGACGGUGGCAAUCGACGAGCUGACAAAGAUGGUGUUGAGGCAGGAUCAGAAGCAUGGGGUGGUACUGAAGGAGAGCCAGGUGAAGGAAUUCUUCUCACAACUGAAUGUGACCAAUGCUCUUUCCGAUUAGCAAACACGAACGGUGAAUUCUCGGAUUGCCAGAUCAGCAGGAACCUCAUCAGCUGUUUGAGAAUAUACUGAACUUUAUGUAUGCAUGCUUGACAUUUCGUGUUGCAUUUGCUUGUAUGCUUGAUUGAUUCGUGAAAAUUGGUAGAAGAUAGAGAAUCUACUGUUUACUAUUUAGGUCUACAAAAGUUUAGCAAUUACCUGGUGUCUCAAAGGUUUCCAUCCCCUAUGGUAAACCAUUGAAUUGGAAUGGAUUGGAUUGACGGAUUAUCUCGAUAUUGUAUAUCUUAUCAUCAUCUAACAAAUAAUUA